Camponotus floridanus (Florida carpenter ant) is the source of this 1167-nucleotide messenger RNA. Its product is annotated as replication stress response regulator SDE2. The record is from RefSeq and is a predicted model, not a curated record. Gene Ontology annotation, cellular component: nucleus. Lineage: Eukaryota; Metazoa; Arthropoda; Insecta; Hymenoptera; Formicidae. The coding region runs from base 94 to 987 and encodes 297 amino acids. The transcript has 3 exons.
UGCGCAUGCGUGAGAAAAAGUGUCUGAGAACAACACUACGCACUGCGUCUUUGCACAAAAAUUAAUUAAAAUAAGUGUAGGAUUUGAAAGAAAAUGUUGAACGUAAAAAUCGCAGGAACACGUGUAAAAUACGAUUUUAAUAGUGACAUACCGAUACCAGUGCAUGAAUUAAAACAUCGAAUCGAGGAAAAGAUGGGGCUUUUACAUGAUCAAUAUUACAUCAUAUAUAAUGGUCGACUUACACAAAAAGAUGAUAUUUGCUCGAAUGGUUAUGCAAUUAUUGUUCCAAGACUAUUGGGUGGCAAAGGUGGUUUUGGUUCCAUGUUACGGGCGAUAGGUGCACAGAUAGAGAAAACCACGAAUCGCGAGGCUUGCAGAGACCUAAGUGGACGCAGAUUGCGCGAUAUAAACGAGGAAAAAAGGCUAAAGGCUUGGAUCGAGAAACAGACCAAAAGAUAUGAUGAGGCAGCGGAGCGCAAGAAGAAAAAACUUGAGAAACUGUGCGCCGAACCGAGACACGAAUUCAAAGAUCAACGCUAUGAACAGGAGAGAUCAGAGUUACCUGAGAAAGUUGAAGAUGCGGUUGAAGAAGGUUUCAAAGCUGCUACAUCAGGCAUUAAAAGAAAAUUGGAAAAAGAUGAUCAACCAAAUAAACGCAAGACUAUAUUAGAUUUCGAGAUUGAUUCUGAUGAAUUUGAAGAUACCUCAGAUGACAGUGAUGACAGUGAUGGAAAUGACACAUUAGUUACUAAAAAAAGCAAGACGAAGCAACAAACGUCAACUGACAGUGGAAAUUCCAGUGAUGAUACUGGAAAAAUUAGCGAAAGCACCGAGCAAUUGAAAAGCGAAAAAUACGAGUCGUCAAUUGAUAAUGAAAUAAACGAUAAAGUCUCGAGUAAUGAGUCAGUGGAUGCAAAAUGUAAUGUUGAUUCUACGGAGGGACCAUCUGAAGACCAAUAUGUAGAUAGAAAAGAAGCUGCUGUUUAGAAAUAAUAGCUUGAGCUGAUUGUCUUACAGGAUGACUAUUAUAUUCCAUCAAAUUGAAAUCCGUUUUCUGUGAUAAUUGCACUGCUACUAGAAAUAAAUAAAGCAGAUCCAAUAGAGGAUUUCGAUAUAUACAUUAAUAUAUAACAUAAAUUUAAAAAUAAGAAAUUAAGGAAUUAUGUU